ACUUUCGCAUACCUCAUUGGUUCAGUCAUGUAGCCGUCAAGACAGUUUACGGAAGUGUAACCACCCUCUUCAAAGAUGGAGGACGAUAGUUCAGAUUUGAGCAGACCACAAAUGUACUUAUUUGGUUGCACCCUUAAAUCCGACAAACGGGAGUUCAAAAUUGACGUAGAUGACGACGAUACGGAGCAACAGCUGUCUCUCAAAACAGUUUGCCUUGGAGCGGAGGCUGAGGAUAAGUUCCAUAUGGUGGAAAUCGAAGGCCUCACCUAUGAUGGAAAAACAACCAAAGUCCCGCUGGUUGUGCUGAAGCCGUCCAUUCUGCCAUCUAUGAGUUUAGGUGGAUUUGAGAUGACUCCUCCAGUUACCUUUCGCCUUCAGUCUGGCUCUGGACCUGUUCACAUUAGUGGGCAACACUUUGUUAGUGUCAAGGAUUCCGAGGACGAGGAAGAGAACAACACAUCACCGGUGAAACGACCUGCAAGCUUGAUGUUGGGAAAGAAGCCUCCACUGAAAAAACUAAAGAUGGAUUCUGAUGAGGAUGAUGAUGAAGAAGACAGCGAUGAAGACGAUGAUGAUGAUGAUGAUGACAGUGAUGAAAAUGAUGAGAAGACUGCUGGAAAAGAGUUGAAAAACCUUGCUAAGAAGCCCUACAAAGCUCCGGUAAAACAGAACGGUCCUGCAGGACAAGCAUCAGGAUCAGCAGUCAAACCACAGAUUAAGGCCCCUGCACCAGGAAAAGACAAACCCCAGGCCGGCCCGUCCAAAACUCUGUCUCUGACUGAGAUCAAGAACAAGUUGUCAACAACAGCCAAGGAGGGGAAACCACUACCUAAGUCGCAGCAGAAGUUUGAGAAUUUCGUGAAGAAUGCUUUUAAAAUCUCAGACAAAACCGUGGUCAAGGACCUCUGGAGCUUUGUACAAACACUGAAGAUCGAGAAGAAGUAACAAACUGUAUGCUGUGUGUUUUGCAUCCUGCAAGACAUUUAAAGGCACAGUCAGCGAGAUUUCCUACUUGGCCUUAUUUGUGUCAGUAUUUUUAACGGCGACUUUCAGUGAGCAGAAAGUGGUUAAGCCAUGAAUGAUCCAGGUGUCAUGGUUUUAUUUUUUUAGAUGCGAAGUGCAGACUGAAAAUAAGGAUGUAUUUUCACUGAAAGCUGUAUCAGGAGCAUGUGCUAAGUUCUAUAGAUAUCAAAACUCCCAACUAACACAAUAUAAUAUACAGUAAUAUACAGUAUCUGCAUACACAGAACACAAUUGUGUAGUUUGAAACAAAUAUAUCAGCUGGUUAAUUGUCCAGUUCCAGAAGCUGUUUCAGCUCCUCUGCUUUCCUGUGCUUCACAUCCAUGACACUGUGUGUACUUUAAAUCAAUAAUGCAAUAGGAGAUAUUGCAGAAUGUGCCUUUAAAUAUCUCUACUGUAACAUAAAAUACAUCACAGUUCCAGUUUGUGUGAGUAUGAGCAACGUAGGAUGGCUGAGACAAGCGAGGAACAGCUUAUAUCCUGUCACUGAGAAGUGAGAUAAACAUGUUUGGUUCUUUUAAUUUUGUCCGGCUUACAAAGCAUUUUAGCUUGCAACUUGCUUGCUGAUUGUAUUAUAUAUAUAUAUAUAUAUACACAUACACGUAAGAUUGCUAGGUUAGUUCGUGUAAAUGUAAAAUGCCCUUUGUUCUUUUUGCCUCUCUGAUUAGUCGUGUCCUGCAGGAUACUGUGACCCACAGAGUUGCAUUUUCUUUUCAAUCAGACUAGUCAAAUAAGCAAAAACGACAAACAACAGCUUAUGCAGAACAUUUAGGUUAAAUUAUAGAAAUAGUGCGACAAUUAUGUCUUCAUAAAAACAUGUGUGUAUCACUUUAUCAAGCAAAUUAGAACCAUUUCAUCCCAAAUGUUUUUUUUGUAAAUGCAGAUCAGCUGAUACUGGGAACCUUUCAAACCACAUGAAGGAACAUAGUUUGGAUUUAGUUUGUAGAAGUGUGGAUUCAUAUUUGGCCCAUUAACACCUGUUCAUUACAGUGAAGGAAAACCUCCCAUACUGUACAUACAAACUCAACAUUUUCUUUCACUCAACCCACAGAUGUGUUGAGUCCAUGUUGUACACAUUGAACUCUAAAGGUUUACAACACAGCAAGUACAUGUUAACCAAAUCCAGGAGUAUGUUUACGAGCUGGCACCAACAUUGUGCUUCACUAUACAAUGAUUAUCACAGGUUUUCAUCUUAACAUUAGAAAAUCUGUGAGAAAAACUUGUCACCUUAAUGGAAACCCAGCGAAGCCCAGGCCCCUAAUUGUCUGCAUCUUGAUGCUCUGAAGUCAAUGCACACGCACUGGCUUUAUGCUUAUGGCGUGUUUAUGAUAGUGUAUAAUGCAUUUUAUAAGCCAAAUGGUAGUGGUUACGUUCCACCUUUAACCAAUCAGACAGAAGGUCGACCUUUCUCCUGGCUGUAAUGUACAUUAGGAAAGUCCUUUGACUAUAUUAGUUAAUGUAGGUGAAGAAUGAUGUCCAGUUAUCAACAUUAAAUAAAAAUUGUUUAACAUUCAUUUCUGUAAAUGAAUUCUUUGCUUUUCGUUUCAUUUGUGGCAGCUGAACACUUUGAUUCUGUGUUUGAGUCUGCUUUCAUUCGUCAUUGUUUGCAUUUGUAAUGUUUGUGUUCUAGUUUGAUUAAAACUGUUUUGGUUGACUAUGUACCCGUUUUGAAAAGUGGUGUCCUGUAUUUUUACUUUGGACCUCCUAUUAGUCCACAGUUCAUUAUUAUUUAGUACUGUACAAAGUAACUGUAGGCGCAUUGCUAAUAUGUUUUAAAAAAGAGAUGAAGGCGAUGGUGAUCUCCUUGACAAGCUGAUGCCUGUUGUUUUGGAGGGUCUUCUAAUGCCGAGUUGAUGAUGGGCGAACUGUUGAAAGAAAGGUUAGUUCAUGCAUGAGUGUUGACUGUUGACAUGGUUUGUUAAUAUGAGCAUAUGUGUCCUGUGUCUUCUUUUCCUUUACCUGAAUAAAGUGAAUCCAGGCUGACUGAGUCA
Molecule: messenger RNA, 3011 nt
Organism: Betta splendens (Siamese fighting fish)
Lineage: Eukaryota; Metazoa; Chordata; Actinopteri; Anabantiformes; Osphronemidae
Gene: npm1b
Product: nucleophosmin 1b
Exons: 11
Coding region: 76-945 (289 amino acids)
Biological process (GO): regulation of centrosome duplication; ribosomal small subunit export from nucleus; ribosomal large subunit export from nucleus
Cellular component (GO): centrosome; ribonucleoprotein complex; nucleoplasm
Molecular function (GO): chromatin binding; histone binding; RNA binding
Source: RefSeq, a predicted model, not a curated record